Pyricularia oryzae 70-15 is the source of this 900-nucleotide messenger RNA. RefSeq lists its product as uncharacterized. The transcript is spliced from 4 exons. Bases 208 to 660 code for a protein of 150 amino acids. The record is from RefSeq and is a predicted model, not a curated record. NCBI's taxonomy places the organism in Eukaryota, Fungi, Ascomycota, Sordariomycetes, Magnaporthales, Pyriculariaceae.
GUUCACUCCCGCGUCUAGCCUGCCUGUGCCGUGUUGCGGGAGUGAGCGGACGUACUUUGACAAACAUAAAACCCAGCUGCUUGCCCAGAUUCUCGAUCCAUUCUCUUCCUUACCUUCAUCACACCAGAAGCAAACAAACAAGUCGACUUGACUUCGCCAACGUUGCCAACAAAUUUCACCAACUUUCAAACCACAAAUACAUCCAAAAUGUCUCUUCACUACCUCCCUCCCGUUAAGCCUUCGGCCAUUGCCCUCGGUACCGUCUUUUGCCAGACUGCUGAGCUUGCCGUCCUCACCCCCAUCUUUGGCGCUACCUACAACCGCGCCAAGGCUGCCAACACUAAGGAGGAGUUCCUUCGCUCAAAGGAGGCCUCCUCUGCUGGAAUUGCUUGGGGAACCUCGCUGGUCGGCUCUGCUCUUCAGUCGUAUGGUGUCGGUGCCCUCAUCAACGCCACUGCCACCCUCAGCUACAAGGGUUCGGCAUACCUCGGUGCUCUGAUCUUUAUGGCUACCUCUGCCCCUGGCUACAUCUCGCAAGUCUUCUUGGAGAAGCGCCCGCUUGAGACCGUCGGUGUCAGCGUCGUCGCUAAGGUCAUGGAGACUGUUGGCCUCGCCUGCGUCCUGACCUGGUGGGGAACUCGCACCAACCCCUUCGAAUAAGCUAUUUUAGUCGCACAGUUUGAUAUGAGGUGGAUGAAUAUGAAGGCGCAAUAAAGGCGUCAAGGCUGGCUAGAGUCGUCAAUUGUGUUAAUUGCAACCACGCGUUUUGUUUCGUUUUCUCUUACCGUAGUUCACAAAUAAUCAAUACCGAAACAAACCAGAUACCAAUUGAACGAUUGGCCAUGAUGGACAUGGUUGACUUGUAUGCAUGUCACAAGCAUGUUUGCAACCGAGUCUUUG